AUGAAUUCAAUUAAAAUUUUAAAAACAUUAAACAAAACAUCAAAUUUAAAAUAUUUUAAUAGAUCAUUUUCAACUAGUAAAAGUAAUAUUAAUAAUAAAAUGACAUCACCAAUUCCAACACCAACCAAAUUUGAUGAUAAAUUUGGUAGUAUAAGUAAAUCUUAUAAAAAUUUUAGACCAACAUACAAUGAUGAAUUAUAUUCAAUUAUUGAUUCACAUUGUGAUGAAAAAAGAGAUCUUGCAAUUGAUAUUGGUGCUGGUAGUGGUCAAGCAACCGUUAGAUUAGCAAAAUACUUUAAAAAAGUUAUUGGAUUUGAACCAUCACAAGGUCAAAUUGAGAAUGCAGAAAAAACAGACAAUGUUGAAUACAGAUUAUCAGCAGCAGAGAAAAUUGAUUUACCAAGUGGUUCAGUUGAUUUAAUUACUGUGGCACAAGCUGCUCAUUGGUUUAAUUUACCUGUAUUCUAUGAAGAAUCAAAAAGAUUAUUAAGAGAAAAUGGUUCAUUAAUCAUUUGGUCUUAUGGUUUAAUGAAAAUUACAAAUAAUAAUGAUGCUCAAGUAGUUCAUGAAAAACAUUACUAUGAAACAAUAGGAGACCAAUAUUGGGCACCAGAGAGAAAAUAUAUUGAUGAUGAAUAUGUUGAUAUUAAACCAUCUUUUGAAAAUACAACUAGAAAAACAAUUUCUCUUCCUAAAUCAAUGUCAAUUAAUGAUAUGAUUGGUUAUUAUUCAUCAUGGUCAGGAUAUGCAGCAUUCAUCAAAGCAGGAAACAAAGAUGUUUUACCAGAAAUUAAAGAAACCUUGUUAAAAGCUUACAAAACAACGGAUGGUGAUUCAAAAUUAAUUGAUGUAAACUUCCCAGUUUAUAUGAUCUUAUCAAAAAAGGAAUAA
This is a messenger RNA of Dictyostelium discoideum AX4, 891 nucleotides long. RefSeq lists its product as hypothetical. The transcript is spliced from 4 exons. Gene Ontology annotation, molecular function: S-adenosylmethionine-dependent methyltransferase activity. The coding region runs from base 1 to 891 and encodes 296 amino acids. Lineage: Eukaryota; Evosea; Eumycetozoa; Dictyosteliales; Dictyosteliaceae. The record is from RefSeq and is a predicted model, not a curated record.